This is a messenger RNA of Paramecium octaurelia, 1449 nucleotides long. The record is from the annotation of a GenBank genome assembly. NCBI's taxonomy places the organism in Eukaryota, Ciliophora, Oligohymenophorea, Peniculida, Parameciidae.
AUGCAAUCAUAUAAAGACACUGAUAAUAAUAGUGAAAACUUGAAUGAAGAAGAUAAGUAAUGUAAUAAAGAUUAUAAAUUAAGCAGCUCAAUAAAUAAGUAGGUUCCUUAGUUCCCAUAAAAAAAGGCCCCAUCAUAUUCUAAUGAAGUUCCUCAAAUACUCAAAUUAUAAAAUUAAUUUAGAAUUGCUUAAGGAAAUACAAGAAGAGAAUUGGAAUGUUAACUAAUAAAAAGAUUGGUCGAUCUCAAAAAGAAUAGUGAUUCUGAUUGGUAUAGAUUGAAUGGAGCAUGGGCAUAAAAAUACACAACAUACUUAUACGACAAUUCAAGUACUUUGCCAGGGCCAAUCGACAAUACUGACUUGCUCUAGAAGAAAAAUUUAGUUAUGAAUGUGGAUUUCUAUGUGGUGAAUGAGACAGUUUGGAAGUUCCUUCUUGAAGAAUAUAGUGGAGGUCCUGAAAUCUUAGAUGAAAAGAUUCCUCCGUCUCCCUCAUCCAAUGCUAGUUCUACAACUGACAGGGCAAAAUCGGUUGAUAUCAGCAUAGUUUCAUACGUAUCACAAUUGGAUAUAAAUCCUGAGAUUCCAAUUAAAGGAUUAAAGAAUGAAUUAUAUUUUUGCUACAUGCAUUCCUCUUUAUAAUGCAUGAUGUGUAUUUAAGAACUUAACAAUUUCAUACUAAACAACAUCAAUAGAUAACACAUAUAAUCUAUGCCAUUGUGUACAAGUUAUUAAGAACUUCUCAGAUAACUUAAAGAUACUUAAUAGGAUUAUAUAAAAAUAAAUUCUUUGCGGAAUAGCAUCACUAAAAAAUUUAAUCCAAAACAUCAACAUGAUGCAUAAGAAUUUUUGUUGUUCUUAUUAUCUAGUUUUGAAGAUGAAAUAAAUAAUUUCAAUAAAAAGAAUGUAUAACAAUAGACUAUAUUACCUAAUGUCAUUGAUCAAUAUCUUAAAGGAAAGAUGACUAGUGAAAUCCAUUGCAAGAAUUGCUCAAAGAAGUCUUAAAUAAUGGAAGAAUUUUUGAGUUUGUCUUUGGCAUUGUUGAAAAUAAAUUCUAUCAAUUAAUCUUUUGAUGAGUUUCUUAAAGAUGAAUUGAUUUAGGAUUAUAAAUGUGAUAGUUGUCAUAAAAAAAAGACGGCAAUCAAAAAAACUAGAAUAACCAAAUUACCUUAAUAUCUUAUUCUUCAUUUGAAAAGAUUCAAGUUUUUUCCAAAAUAAAACAAAAUAAUUCAACAUAUUAAAUUUUCAUUAGAAUCAAGUUUUUGUGGAAUCAAAUACAGUUUAGCUGGAAUCAUUGUACAUUCUGGAUCUCUAGAAUAAGGACAUUAUUAUUCUUUUUGUAAGAGAUAAAAUAAAUGGUGGCUAUUCAAUGAUCAAAAGAUCAAAUUAGUAAACAACAAUGAUGUACUCCAACAAUAAGGAUAUAUUUUGUUUUAUUAAUAACUUCUAUGA